AAAGAGUGUACGAGUCCUCCGUAGAUUCCCAGACAAGCUCGAGACAAGCUGCACUGCACUGCACUGUUCUUUAUCAGAUAAUGCACGGACAUCGGUGUUACAGAAGAUAAGCUAUUUCACACUGCCGCAACCGGUUUAAUCGGAUGUGAGGGGCAAUACUCAUCAAUUACUAGGUAAUAUCGUAAUCAAUGAAUUUCUAAACUGAGCUUGGCAACACUCUACUCUACAACCUCUAUCAUUUCGUCCAAGAUGCUCACUAGUCCUUUAAAUCUGCCCAAGUGGCUCGAAGAGAACUCUCAUCUCUUGAAGCCUCCCAUUAACAAUUACUGCGUGUACAAUAAAGAUGUGACGGUCAUGAUCGUAGGAGGCCCCAAUGCACGAACCGACUAUCACAUAAACGAGACUGCAGAAUGGUUCUACCAAUACAAGGGAGCUAUGAUGUUGAAAGUGGUAGAUGAAGGCGAAUUUAGGGAUAUUAUCAUUGGGGAAGGAGAAAUGUUUCUAUUGCCACCAAAUACGCCGCACAAUCCUGUUCGAUUCGCAAAUACAGUGGGCAUUGUACUAGAGCAGCCAAGACCAGAGGGUUCGUUAGAUAGGUUGAGGUGGUAUUGCACAAACUGCCGCGAGGUCGUGGAGGAAGCAGCUUUCCAUUGUACAGACUUGGGCACGCAAAUUAAGGAAGCUGUGAAUAGCUUCAAGGAUAGUGAGGAUAGGAGGAAAUGUAAGAAAUGCGGGACAGUUGCGGAAUCAGCGCCCCCGGUAGGAUCUAUCAAGGACCCAAAUAUCGCUUGAUUGAUGAGAAAAGGAAUAAUGAAAUAACGAAGUCUUUCGCAUG
Molecule: messenger RNA, 835 nt
Organism: Botrytis sinoallii
Lineage: Eukaryota; Fungi; Ascomycota; Leotiomycetes; Helotiales; Sclerotiniaceae
Exons: 3
Coding region: 250-792 (180 amino acids)
Biological process (GO): quinolinate metabolic process; 'de novo' NAD+ biosynthetic process from L-tryptophan
Cellular component (GO): cytoplasm
Molecular function (GO): iron ion binding; 3-hydroxyanthranilate 3,4-dioxygenase activity
Source: RefSeq, a predicted model, not a curated record